AUGUUCUACGCAAGUAUGCAGUGCGGCCCAGGAAGCUAUCCGUCGUAUUUCACCACCACCGUCUACAAUUUUAGCGUGACAAUCACUGCUGAUGUGUUGGCCACUGUGCUGCAUCUUCCUCAAGAUGGUUAUCUAGCUGGGACAACAGAAGACUUUGAUAGCUAUGGGUUCCAUCCCAUAGACACUAUGUCUUACCUGGCUCGUGACUAUGGGAAGCAUCAAUUCUCCAUGUUCUCUGUGGAGCGGCUUCCUGAUGAGCUGAAAGCCUUACACUUCUACAUCACACGUAUGUUCCUCCCUCGAGAUGCUGCCACGGCAACUACUCUCGAAGAGUCUGACUUGUGGACUCUGUUUAACGCCAAAACAAGCUGCCCGAUCAGUUACGCCACACUCAUGUUUAAUCACAUGAUUAAAUAUCGAGAAGAAGAGUGCAGUGGGAAGCUGCCUUUCGGUCCGCAAAUCACCUCCCUGCUAGAAAUCUUAGGGGUCGAUCUUCGUUGGAAAAUCAUCAACCGGGAUCUCCAUUCUGACCUCCAAGCCCAGCAUGUCCUGCGUCGCACCCUCUCGGAGCUUGGAACCCAAAAACUUGCCAAAGUUAAAGGGGGAGACCAACCUGCUUAG
Messenger RNA from Linum trigynum, 621 nucleotides. NCBI's taxonomy places the organism in Eukaryota, Viridiplantae, Streptophyta, Magnoliopsida, Malpighiales, Linaceae. The record is from the annotation of a GenBank genome assembly.